Hyla sarda is the source of this 2139-nucleotide messenger RNA. Its product is annotated as BPI fold-containing family B member 6-like. The coding region runs from base 749 to 1609 and encodes 286 amino acids. Lineage: Eukaryota; Metazoa; Chordata; Amphibia; Anura; Hylidae. The transcript is spliced from 8 exons. The record is from RefSeq and is a predicted model, not a curated record. Gene Ontology annotation, molecular function: lipid binding.
GCAACAGCUGAAGGCACCCUGGUUGAGAAAAAUGUCCAAUAUCAAUGCUUCAGCUGAUGCACAGUUUGGUACGAGGCCUCUCCUUUCCCUGUAGAAUUCUUGAACUAUUUUUCUUUGUUAAAUUCGAACAGGAUCCGAUUCCGGCCAAAUCGAUACAGUCUAGUUGAAAUGAUACAACAGCUGGAGAGACGUACAGCGCAUUCUGAACUCAUGCUCAACACAAGAGAGAUGCCAAUACAGGUUUUGGAAUGAGGACAUAAAAUUCUGUUGCGUAUGACUAAGGGAGUGACCCACCUCCAAAACCCGUCAAGAUAAAAAUGAGUUUUUUUAUGUUAGAUUCAGACGAUUCAGUCAUCUCUAGUUGAAACGAUACAACAGCACGAGAGCCGUACAAAGCAUUCCGGACUAAUGUUCAACACAAGAGAGAUGCCAUAACAGGUUGCCAUAAUUCUGUUGCUUAUGACUAAGGAGUGACCCACCUCCAAAACCCGUCAAGAUUUUACCUGUCCUGCUGACAUGUUAAGAGCCCUGCUUUUAAGAUAUUUUAAUAACUUGAAAAACUACUUUUUCAACCUUACAGGUGUCCUUAAAAGUGCUUUUCUCCUUUAAAAAAGGAUUUCCAAUGUGAAGGGAAGUAUCUGUAAAGUGAUAUCCCAAGCUAAAUUACAUGCUGAUAGGAAGCAACACUGAAUGGCUUGGAGCUUUUUGUAAAUUACCACAUUUAGUUAGUUAGGGGUGAAGAGCGGUCAUGUUGUGCUACAUUGGAGUCCUCCUGGGGAUUGUGACCCUGAGCCAGUCACUUGGACCUGGGGCCUAUCUGCAGCUGGAUAACUGUGCUUUACAGAAUGCUGUGACUGAUGUUCUGGCAGAUACAGGAACCUUACUGAAAAUGGCAAACUCCGACACUUCUAAGAAAGUCCUCAAGAAGGGUAAAGGUGCCGUGAAGGGUAUUACAAAUAUAAAGGUGGAAAAGAUUGACUUCUCCAAGAUCUACCUGAACAUCCUAACGGACACUGGGAUCCAGAUGUUUGUAACGAACAAGAUAUUAAUCACCGGGAAAAGUUUCUUGGGUGGAAAAACAGUCAUGAAAAUGGAAGUAGAUAUUGUUACAAAUUCAAGCGUGAAGAAGGAGGACGUAGAGUGCCCGACAUUAGUCAAGGUGGAAUGUGUGACCAAUCUUGUUGCAAUGGACGUCAAUCUUCCCAAAGGAAUUUUGCCAAGUGCGAUGAAUAAUUUUCUGGAUAAAAAUCUUAAAACUAUCUUGCCGGCUACAGUGUGUCCAGCAGUGGAUCAUGUCCUUAGUGAAAUAAAUGGAGAGCUGUGCAUGAAAGACAUGAGUUUCCCUUUUGGACAAGCUGGAAGCCUCCAAUACUCGACAUCUCCGACACCGACAGUGACAGAAGAGAAUAUCAUUAUUGAAUUAAAUGUCCAAGUUUUCGAAGGAGAAAAUCUCAUCAACCUUCCAGAUGACCAGGCUGCCAGCCCUUUAGUCCUGCCUGCUGCUUCUGAAACCACGUUAUAUCUGACCACUGACUUACUCGGACGCGCCUUCACUGUGCUUCAAGAAGAAGGAACGUUUAACUUUAAAGCCAGUGAAGAAGAUGUAUGAAAUAUAAAACGAGUAUACACGUUCACUGGAUGAGAUGUUUCAUAUGUUUUUGUGCACAAUAAGCCAAGUGUUGGGUAGGAAUGUCAUUAGAGGAAACACUGAGCUAUAUUUCUGCCACCUAUAUUACUGAAAAAGGGGGGAAGUAACCCAUCUAGAAAACAUACCCAUAUGUGGUGACCAAUGAUGUUACUGCAUAUGAUGAUGACGAGUGUACUCUACCCCCACCCCCAGUCUUGAAAUUAUACCUUCAACACAAGAGGGGCAUGGAAGUGAAGAGAUGCGAGACAGUAUAAUCCCUAUAACGACACUAACAAUAAAGACCCACAAGGGAAGCUAGGGGCCAAAAACACAAUCCUGGGUAUGGGGUAAAAAAAAAACCCUAUGUAUUGUCAAGCCUAAAAAUGUACUUUUACAGUGAAAUCUCCCUUAGCGGACACCUCCCAAUAGUGGACAGUUUUUAAUUCCCUGGGAGAGUCCCAUAAGACUUAAUGUAUUUGCAGCCUCCGAUUAGGGAACAUUCCCAAUUGUGG